Phaedon cochleariae (mustard beetle) is the source of this 654-nucleotide messenger RNA. The record is from the annotation of a GenBank genome assembly. NCBI's taxonomy places the organism in Eukaryota, Metazoa, Arthropoda, Insecta, Coleoptera, Chrysomelidae.
AUGUCAAAUGCUAACCAGUCCAGUAUUCAAACGAGAGAUCACUUGUACAAGAUAUUAGUGAUUGGUGAUUUGGGCAGUGGAAAAACGUCAAUCAUCAAACGAUAUGUGCACAGAUUUUUCUCACAGCAUUAUAGAGCCACGAUUGGGGUCGAUUUUGCUUUGAAGGUUCUCAACUGGGACGAAUCCACCCUCAUCCGCCUCCAGCUGUGGGAUAUCGCGGGCCAGGAGCGGUUCGGCAACAUGACCCGAGUGUACUACAAGGAGGCGGUCGGGGCCUUCAUAGUUUUCGAUGUGACGCGGAAGCAGACGUUCGACUCGGUGCAGAACUGGAAGCAGGAUCUGGAUAGCAAGGUGCAACUGCCCGACGGGUCCAAUAUACCGUGCGUGCUGUUGGCCAACAAGUGCGAUCAGCCAAAAGAAGGUAUCGUUACGAACCCCGAAAAGAUGGAUGAAUACUGCAAGGAGAGCGGUUUCCACGCUUGGUACGAAACCUCGGCGAAAGACAACAUAAACAUAGACGAAGCGGCGAGGUCGUUGGUCGAGAAAAUUUUGGCGUACGAUGCUCUGCUGAAUAACGAUUCCAAAAAGGCAUCGGAUCAGUUUUCGUUGAGAGAUUCGGACGGUCAGAAACGGGGAAAAACUUGCAAUUGCUAA